AUGCUAGAAGAUUGUAAACAUUGCCAUUCUUUGUCACCGCUUGGCCAAUUACCCUCCCUCGAAAAUCUUCGUAUACGUCUAAUGGAUAAGGUUGUGUCUAUAUAUUCUAAUGCGACUGAGCCAUUUAGAUCCUUGAAAGAAUUGGAUCUUUAUGGUAUGUCAAGUUUGAAAGAGUGUUGUUUUUGCAUGGCAGAUACUGCAUUUCCGUCUCUAGAGUUUCUACGUUUAGGCAAGUGUCCAAGACUUGAAUCAUUUAUGGAAGGGGGAUCCUUCUCACGUUUAAGUCGUAUCUCCAUCUCCGAAUGUGAAAAGUUGUUCGCAGUUCGAAUGCAGUGGAAUCUCCAGAGAUUUCCAUCACUUGAACUUUUAACUCUUUCGGGUUGUAAAGAUAUGGUGGAUUCAUUUCCGGAGGAAGCCGAGCUGCCAACCACGCUGAAGUCUUUAUCCAUCUCACGUUGUGCGAACCUGAAAGCGCUCAACAAUAAGAGCUUUCAACAACACUCCUCCCUUGAACUGUUGGAAAUUUGUAGCUGCAAGGAGCUUCAGUGCUUGCCAGAAGGACUACCCACUUCUCUUAAUUUUCUGAUAAUCGAUAAUUGUCCUUUGCUAAGUGGACGGUGUGAAAAGGAGAAUGGGGAAGAUUGGCCCAAGAUUGAGCACAUACCUAAUAUGCAGAUUGAUGGAAAAAUGAUAAAGGGUUCUUUUUUUUAAAGUUAAACCUCAAGAAAUAAGCGCUCCAAUUACCCCUAAAAAAAAAACAAAUGAUAGAGAGGGCGAAGGAAGAUGAACAGGUAAAUUACAUGUUUU
Messenger RNA from Humulus lupulus (European hop), 807 nucleotides. Its product is annotated as putative disease resistance protein At3g14460. The transcript has 2 exons. The coding region runs from base 1 to 711 and encodes 236 amino acids. Lineage: Eukaryota; Viridiplantae; Streptophyta; Magnoliopsida; Rosales; Cannabaceae. The record is from RefSeq and is a predicted model, not a curated record.